AUGGCUGUGUACUCGUUCCCUCCUUUGCGUGGCACUCCCGCCAUCCAGCCCACCAGGCCCCCUCCUUCGCCCCCUGUCACCCGGUCCAAACAUGGUAUCCUUAAACCCAUUCCCAAAUACAACCUCCAUGCUGAAGGACCUCGCAAAUCUCCCUUGCCGAAAAAUCCUAAACAAGCAUUAAAUGAUCCUAAUUGGAAUGCGGCCAUGCGAGAUGAAUUUGGUGCUCUCAUUAAAACAGGGACAUGGGAUUUGGUGCCUAGGCCUACGGGGGUGAAUAUUGUUAAUUGUAUGUGGCUGUUCAAACAUAAGUUUAAAUCUAAUGGUGACCUUGAAAGGCACAAAGCUCGGCUUGUUUGUGAUGACAGGUCUCAGGAGGUUGGUGUUGAUUGUGAUGAAACUUUUAGCCCUGUUGUCAAACCACAGACGAUUCGUAGUGUCUUAAGUCUAGCUAUGGCUCGCAAGUGGUCUAUUCAUCAACUUGAUGUUAAACAAUACCUUCCUUCAUGGUGA
Beta vulgaris subsp. vulgaris (sugar beet) is the source of this 510-nucleotide messenger RNA. RefSeq lists its product as uncharacterized. Bases 1 to 510 code for a protein of 169 amino acids. Lineage: Eukaryota; Viridiplantae; Streptophyta; Magnoliopsida; Caryophyllales; Amaranthaceae. The transcript has a single exon. The record is from RefSeq and is a predicted model, not a curated record.